AUGUUGAGGAACAGAGUGAAGUUAACCAAGGCCUAUGGCUUUUCAGCUUCCAGCGAUGCCGACUCCAAGACUGACGACAAGGCCAAGGCCACGGACACUGCAAAGGAAACUGCUAAGGACACGGCAAAAGCAUCCGACACUGCAAAGGCGACCGAUUCGGCUAAGGCAUCUGAUACUGGCAAGGCCAAGGCCACCAGCGGCGCCGCCGCGACAACGGACACUGCUUCUGCCACCGGAACGGCCGCGAAGACGGCCAAGGGCAGCGGAACCGCAGAGGCGUCCGCAACGGGCACCGCCUCGGGCACUGGCAAGAACAAGGAUGACAAGAGCAAGACGACGAAGCACAAGUCGAAGACGUUUGACGCACGACUGCCGUCCGGCGGUAUCUCGAUGAUUACGCCGGGCCCGUAUGACGGCAGCCAGUACUACAAGAUUGGCGACUGGGUGACGUUCGCGUGGAACUACACGUCGCUGUCGGUGACGCCGUCGGCAAUUAACGUGCUGGCCAGCUGCAGCGUCAACUCGGCGACGUACACGAUUGCGGCCAACAUGAGCGUCGGUAACGGUCCCGGCACCGUCUACUGGAACACCAACGACACCAAGGCCUCGGCCACGCAGAGCCUCGUGCAGGAGACGUACACUCUGAUUGUCUACGAUGCAGGAAGCAGCAUCAGCGCCACGGCCGGCGCCGGCUACCUUGGUGUCUCGAACACGUUCCGCUUCGGCAUGUACAACCCGCAGCCGUACACGCCGCGUGCCCAAUGGAGCUGCCCCUCUUGCAACGCCGCGUUCUCUACCUUUGAGCGCCAGACCAUGGGCUUCUUAGUCGGCACGUUCGCCAUCACCGUCGCGACAUUCACCUGGUUCGUCGUCGGCUUCGGCGUCAUCUAG
Aplosporella prunicola CBS 121167 is the source of this 891-nucleotide messenger RNA. RefSeq lists its product as uncharacterized. The coding region runs from base 1 to 891 and encodes 296 amino acids. Lineage: Eukaryota; Fungi; Ascomycota; Dothideomycetes; Botryosphaeriales; Aplosporellaceae. The record is from RefSeq and is a predicted model, not a curated record. The transcript has 2 exons.